GAAGCGCCAACCGUGAAGCCGUCACCGGGAGCCGUUGACAAGGGCCCCGAAUUAUUCCCGCACGGUAUUUGCCGGUCCGAGCGGCAUUCCUUCCCGCUUCGCCUCGCAUCAUACGGUUCCGGCCAAGCGCCGCCGCUCGCGUCCUCAGUAGUGAUCUCCCCUCUCUCUCCCACCCAGUGAUCGGCCGAUUAUUCGGAUUUUCUCUCUCUCUCUCCCGCUCUCUUGGACGAGCCUCGCUGCUCCUGCCGUUCAUUUGUGCUUGGAGAUUUAUGAAAUAAAUCGUAAAUGUUACUCAAAAAAUGGAUUUGACCCCCCAGGAAAAAGGAGAAUUAGUAUUGCUUCCAGUUACAGGGAACGGCGAUAGCUGCGGGCAGUCGUAUGGCGAGGUGAACCAACUGGGCGGCCUGUUCGUGAACGGUCGACCGCUGCCGAACAAGGUGCGACGGCGGAUCGUGGAGCUGGCCCACCUGGGGAUCCGACCGUGCGACAUCUCGCGGCAGCUGCGGGUCUCCCACGGGUGCGUCUCCAAGAUCCUGGCCCGCUACCACGAGACCGGCUCCAUCCUCCCGGGCGCCAUCGGCGGGAGCAAGCCCCGCGUCACCACCCCCAAAGUGGUGGCCUUCAUCAAGAAGCUCAAGCAGGAGGACUCCGGAAUCUUCGCCUGGGAGAUCCGGGACCGGCUCCUCUCCCGCGGGAUCUGCGACCGCACCAACGUCCCCUCCGUCUCCUCCAUCAGCCGGAUCCUGAGGAACAAGAUCGGCUCCAAGGUGGCCCAGCACAGUCACCACCACGCCAUCUACAACUCCAUCUACCCGACGUACAACCCCUACGCCCCGACGGCCCACUCGCCCACGUCCAUGGGGAUGGCCCCCUCGCUGAGCUCCUCCAUCCGCACCCCCUACUGGCCCAACUCCGCGCAUGCCAUGUCCGAGUACCUCGCCCACCACCAGCAGCAGCACCUCUGCUCCGAGCCCGGUGUCACUAGUCCUCAGAAUUAUUACCAUCAUAUGUACCUUAAUCAGGCGCCGCCUCCUAGUUAGGGGUACCACUCCCCCUUCUUUUGUGAUAACUACUCCGACCAGUAGAAAAACACACGUCUGGGUCACACCAUCAAACUGAGCCGUCAAUCCGGCGAGGCCAGGAUUCUGACUCGUUGUGCCAAUACCGAUCUGAGAUCUCUAGACUUUCGAAAUAUACCGGGGACAGUAAUUGAGGCGUUGGGGGAAGGGCAUUUCUUGGUUGCGGUGUUUCAGAAUCUCCGAGGCUAAUUUUUAUUUGAGAGAAAAAACAAUUGAGUGAAUUUUCUGGAAUUUUACAUUUUCAGCACUGUAAAAUCAUAAAAAAUAUUCUGUAAAGCUACGACAAAUUACAUACAUUUGCUUUCAUUAUAAUGCAUGAAACUUUAGCUGAGAUUUUGAGACACUGUGAUCAGGAAAUGCCCUUUUUGCACCCAGCGUUUCAAUUUCUCUGAUUGGUAUUCGCAGAACCAAUCAGAACUCUAACCUCGCUAGUUUGACUAACUUUAAUUUGAUCGUGUGACCCAGGCUAAAGAGAAUUCGAUAGAAUUGUGCUGCCAUGCCAAGGAAAAACGCCGUAAAAACAUUCGAAUGUUGCCGAAUUUCUCUCGAUGAAGAGAGCAUUUUUAAGGAAAUCAUGAUAAUAUUUCUGCGACUGUUUUAGAUGAUUCAGAUUAAAUUACCAGGGAAAUUCUCUGAAAAAUUGGAGGAUAAAUAUUCAUAAGUUUCUUAGAGAAUAUCGACGGUGAAACUA
Molecule: messenger RNA, 1770 nt
Organism: Bemisia tabaci
Lineage: Eukaryota; Metazoa; Arthropoda; Insecta; Hemiptera; Aleyrodidae
Product: paired box protein Pax-1
Biological process (GO): regulation of transcription by RNA polymerase II; anatomical structure development
Molecular function (GO): DNA-binding transcription factor activity, RNA polymerase II-specific; RNA polymerase II cis-regulatory region sequence-specific DNA binding
Source: RefSeq, a predicted model, not a curated record